UGCAUUAUCAUUACCGAGUGUACUUCCUCAUUCAGUCAGUCUUAAUCUUCAGGACAGUACAGAACGAGACAUAAUGUGGUUUUACAAAAUAAUGUGCGUCAUUAUGUUGGCUACGGAUACUGUACACGGUACCGAGUACACGAUAUCCAAUGAAACGACAGACUGGAACCAUGCGAGUUGCAAAAUGGCCGUUCCCGAUCUCACGUACACGCAAAAAGAUGGUUGGCAUAUUGACACACAACAUUGGAGUCAAUUGAAUAUUUCUUCAGAUGGUGUUUGGAUUGGGUACAUCAAUGCCACUGUGGCGUUUGAAUACUUAGUUAUUUUAGGUUGCUUACAAGUGUCAAAACCAGUCGAAACACAAUUAUUGAACAACAUCGGUGACUGCAAUUUGAAGUGCAACGGAAACAUAUUCGGUGUGAAAAAGGACAGCCCAAGUACACAAGGUGUUAUUUGCCUGUGUAUCAGCAGCAGCGAUGACAUGACAGCCCAAUCCUGCACAGAAGUAUGUGACCAAGACUUUAGUUGUGGAAUGCAUAAUUCAGAUAACUUUGCAAUCUACAAGAAAACAAAAGUUUCUAGCACGAGCGAAGAUGAUCCUAAUUUUAAUUGUUUGAUAUUUCGUUCUUUGACAUUGCCUUUCAAAUGGCAGACUUGUAGAGAUGGUGGAAGUCAUAGACUUCUUUGCAGUAUUAAGAACUCAGACGGCCAGUGGGUCGCUUACAGCAUGAGCACGUUCCCGCCAUCGUGGGUGAAAGCAAAUGAAGGAUGUUUGUCCAACAAAACUUUGCCAGCGACACUAAACAGCAUAUUUAAAGGAAAAUUUAGUAAUGAUUUGAAUCAAGCUCAUUGGACAGGCGUCAUCCGAACACACACAGUGCUGAUGGCAGGCGAUCGAGAUUUUAUUACAAGACCUGGAGUACGGACAUAUUCAUUCGUGACAAAAAGUGGAAAAAUCUAUUUCGAUGAAAGCGAGAAUAGAAGCAGUCUGUGUACAGCGUCACGAGCCGCAACAACAACACCAACGUUUAACUUGUCCAAAGCCAUGGGCAUAGGAAUCGGCAUUUCAGUUGCAGUCAUUUGUAUAGUUGGGGCCACAAUUGCUAUAAUCGUUCUUAAGAAAAGGGGAAUAUUGCCCUGCAAACUUGGAGCAGACAAAGAACAACCGGCGGAUGGAACAAUUGCAUUUGAAGAAAACAUGACAUAUAAUAAAGGCCUUGACGACACUGUUAAUGAUCAUAAUUAUUUCAUACUGGAAAAAGGCUCACAAGCAGUAAAUGAAAAUAUCGACAAUUACAAUACCCCAUGUGAAGCAAAUCAAGGAAAUGGUGAAGAAGGUACUUACAAUUCAAUUGAGGACACAGAUGAACCAUAUACACAUUUUAAAGAUAGCAACGGUGUUUAUGACUACACGACCAAUAAUUUAACAAGUGGCUCGAAUACGAGAAAACCUGAUAAUGUCUACAACAAACUGAAGAUAAACCGACCAGGUGACUAUGAUCACGUAGAUGGACGUGAAUAUAAUGUUACCCAUGCAGGACACGACUACGAUACAACAUCUGCUGAUUUUGCUUCCAGUAAACGUAACGCUGACGUUAGUGAUUACAAUCAUAUCCGACACCCUGUUAAAGGGAAUGGUGACUUUGACAUCAAUACAGGGAGGAAGGUAACACUCGUCCCGAGCGAUACAUCGGGGUAUGCUCACGUCAAAAUUUAAAACAAAACAAUGAAGUAAAUAAACUAUGGAAUUUAUUUACCAUUAACUAUGUAUACUAUACUGCAAAUACGUAUUUCUUUUGUACAACUUUUACAAUAAAUGUAUAUGGCUGUGCUUAAUUCGACGAUGUACAUAGAAGAAAAAUAGAGAUCAUUAAAAAAGCAUGGAUUACCAAUAGAUCAACAACACUUGCCAUAGCAAUUGUAUCAUUAGUCUAUUAAAUAUAAGUGUGUUACAAUGACUGGCACAUUUCUACAAGAAAAAGUCAAAAUCUUAAGCGUACGUGCAUAAAUGUUAUGUUCCGUUUAUUUGCGUAAAUGUAAAUGUACGCUUACAUCAUUGCUCUAUGUCUAUUGAAACAAUAAUUAUUAGGGCCUAUUUUAGAUGUCUUAUAUAAUUAGUGAUUAAAGUAUAGCGAUUAUAUAGGUAGGCAACAAUUAUGUUAAUGUUACAAGUUUAUCGCCACUUCACAUGGGCACAUUAUAAUAAUAUCUAUUGAAUAUCCGUGUUAAUACUGAUAUUUCGUGCCUUCUUGACACUACAUUAUCGUUACGUUAGUUCUCAUUUUAAGAUAACUCAUUUAAUACUAAGUGUUUAUUGCAAUUUAUAAAGGUAUUUGUUCAGUAUGUGUUUUGUUUUCAGAGUAUGAUCACUGUGAACUUUCUAUUUCAUUCUGAUAUUCUGAGCUUAUAUAAUAUUGUCCCUAACAAUAAACCUUAAAUUCGUUUA
Messenger RNA from Dreissena polymorpha, 2446 nucleotides. RefSeq lists its product as uncharacterized. The coding region runs from base 74 to 1717 and encodes 547 amino acids. The record is from RefSeq and is a predicted model, not a curated record. The transcript has 9 exons. NCBI's taxonomy places the organism in Eukaryota, Metazoa, Mollusca, Bivalvia, Myida, Dreissenidae.